Messenger RNA from Eutrema salsugineum, 1640 nucleotides. Its product is annotated as probable serine/threonine-protein kinase PBL7. Lineage: Eukaryota; Viridiplantae; Streptophyta; Magnoliopsida; Brassicales; Brassicaceae. Bases 305 to 1507 code for a protein of 400 amino acids. The record is from RefSeq and is a predicted model, not a curated record. Gene Ontology annotation, molecular function: ATP binding; protein kinase activity. The transcript is spliced from 6 exons. Gene Ontology annotation, biological process: protein phosphorylation.
UAGUUGUACAAAUGGAAACUAUAGGGGACUAAUUUGCAAAGUUUGCGUGAAAACAACUAUUCUCCGCGCCACGAAACAAGGCAGUACAGUGAGUCAGUGAAGCUGACAUUCACACUACACACAAGCACAAAAAUCAAUAACUAAUUUCACAAAACUCGAAGCUUUAAAGUUAUUCCUCUACUGUGUCAAAUUUCGUCUCCUCCUCCUCCUGGGUGACAAUUUCUAGGGUUUCCACAUUUUCUCGUCUUUUCCAUUUCUGGAUACUGGUAAAAAGCGUUCUUCUUUAGGGGAAACAAAACAAAAAAUGGAGACAGAUGAAGCGUACCAAAGGAAAGAGCGUGCUGCACUUGUAGCAAUUGUCGUUCUUGCUUGUCUUGCUCUUUCUUCUUUGUUCGUCGCCUUCAGCUACUACUGCUAUAUUCGUAACAAAGUUUCUAAGCGUCACAGAAUUAGCAAGAGAUUUAAUUGCGAGGAGAAAGGCGAUUGUCAAAUUGUAGAAGAUGUUACUGAAAACGGACUGCAGAUUUUCAAUUUCAAGCAGCUGCAUUCAGCAACUGGUGGGUUUAGCAAGUCUAAUGUGGUUGGGCAUGGUGGCUUUGGAUUGGUUUACCGUGGUGUGCUUAACGAUGGGAGAAAAGUUGCUAUCAAGUUUAUGGAUAAUACAGGAAAGCAAGGAGAAGACGAAUUCAAGAUUGAGGUUGAGUUACUGAGCCGUCUGCGUUCUCCGUACUUGUUGGCACUUCUUGGUUAUUGCUCAGACAAUAAUCACAAACUGCUUGUGUAUGAGUUCAUGGCAAAUGGCGGUCUACAAGAACACCUGUAUCCUAAUAGCAGAUCUGGUUCUGUCCCACCGAGAUUAGAUUGGGAAAUUCGGAUGAGAAUAGCUCUGGAAGCUGCAAAAGGCUUGGAAUAUCUCCAUGAAAACGUAUCACCUCCAGUGAUUCACAGAGACUUUAAGAGCAGCAACAUUCUUCUGGACAGAAACUUCCACGCUAAAGUUUCAGAUUUCGGAUUGGCUAAAGUAGGAUCAGAUAAAGCUGGUGGACACGUUUCCACCCGCGUGUUAGGCACACAAGGAUAUGUUGCUCCUGAGUAUGCUUUAACCGGUCACUUGACAACAAAAUCAGAUGUCUAUAGCUACGGAAUUGUCCUGUUAGAGUUACUAACCGGCAGGGUUCCAGUAGAUAUGAAGAGAGCUAAUGGAGAAGGAGUUCUUGUAUCUUGGGCUUUGCCUCAAUUGGCUGACAGAGACAAAGUAGUAGACAUAAUGGAUCCAACACUGGAAGGACAGUACUCGACGAAAGAGGUUGUUCAAGUUGCAGCAAUAGCAGCAAUGUGUGUUCAAGCAGAAGCUGAUUACAGACCAUUGAUGGCAGAUGUGGUGCAGUCAUUGGUUCCAUUAGUGAGAAGCCGUAGGUCAGCUUCAAAGCUUAGUGGCUGCUCUAGUAGCUUUAGCUUGGCUCGUUCUCCUAACUCACCGGGCAAAGCAAGUGUUGGUUCUCAAUAAAUCAGAGAAAAUAAAAUGUGAGGCUCUUUAGUUUGUAUGUACUCCGGGAUUUGUUAAAACAUAGUUUGAUGUAACACUUUUGAGUGAUCAAUCAUGGGACAUAUAUCAUCAAACAAUUUUCUAAUCUAAAAUA